Cariama cristata (Red-legged seriema) is the source of this 1591-nucleotide messenger RNA. RefSeq names its product doublesex and mab-3 related transcription factor 3 (gene DMRT3). Bases 1 to 1032 code for a protein of 343 amino acids. The transcript is spliced from 2 exons. NCBI's taxonomy places the organism in Eukaryota, Metazoa, Chordata, Aves, Cariamiformes, Cariamidae. The record is from RefSeq and is a predicted model, not a curated record. Gene Ontology annotation, molecular function: protein binding.
AUGGUGCUAGCGAGGAAUUAUGAUGUGAAAGUGCUGAAGGUCCUCUCAGAAAGCUUGCACUUGGAUGACAUGAAUGAGGAGCGGUUGGGUGAUGCCAGUGGAGCAGACAAUGCCGAGAGCUACAGUGACAAAGACACAGACCAAAGGAGCUCCCCAGACAUGAGUAAGGCCAAAAGUUGCUUCACCCCUGAAAGCCCUGAAAUUGUUUCAGUGGAUGAGGUCGGUUAUGCAGUUCAGAAAAAUGGUGGAAGCACAGAGAGCCGUCCAGACAGCCCCAAGUACCACCCAGAGCAGAACCACCUCCUGAUAGAAGGUCCUUCUGGGACAGUUUCUUUACCUUUCAGUUUGAAAGCCAACAGACCUCCGCUUGAAGUCUUGAAAAAGAUCUUCCCUAACCAAAAGCCAACUGUGCUGGAGUUGAUCCUGAAGGGGUGUGGCGGUGACCUGGUGAGUGCUGUAGAGGUUCUCCUGUCCAGUCGGUCUUCGGUGGCCAGUGGGGAGAGAACUUCAGCAGAAUCUGAUGGUCUUGUUUUGCCUUCCAAUGGGCACAUUUUUGAACACACACUGAGUUCGUACCCUAUUUCCUCUUCCAAGUGGUCCGUAGGCUCAGCAUUUAGGGUUCCUGACACGCUGAGGUUCUCUGCUGAUUCCAGUAACGUCGUGCCAAAUCCUCUGGCCGUACCUUUGCAGCACCCUUUCCCUCAGCCACCACGCUACCCACUGAUGCUGAGGAACACUUUGGCAAGAAACCAGUCCAGCCCGUUCCUGCCCAAUGACGUCACCCUGUGGAACACCAUGACGCUGCAGCAGCAGUACCAGCUGCGGUCCCAGUAUGUCAGUCCUUUCUCUAGCAACUCCGCCAGUGUUUUCCGAAGCUCGCCUGUCCUUCCUUCCCGCUCCUCAGAAGAUCCUAGGAUCUCAAUCCCUGAUGAUGGGUGUCCUAUUGUGUCUAAGCAACCAAUUUACACAGAAGAUGAGUAUGAUGAAAGGUCUGAUUCUUCAGACUCAAGAAUACUCAACACAUCUUCUUAGACUGACAUUCCAGACGUGGUAGCUAAGUGAUACUUGGAGUGCAGCUGAACUACUGGGCCCUAAGAGGAAGGACACGUACUCUACGAAACCCUUGCAAUUGUAUUAAAAAGUGACUUUGCUUGGUAUUGUACUAUAGCAAUAAAGACAGAACUUAUUUAAUUUCUUGCACUUCACUGGAUAAUGCCAAAUAGCAAUACUCUGGCUUUAGUGCUGAGUGUGUGUUACAAAGGAAGACUUUAGGCUAUCAGUUAUGGGACUCUGGAAGACUCGUAAUGGUAACAGAAGCCCAAGGUCUACUUUGUUCCUUAACUCAGAAAAAUGGGGAUGUUAAACUAGAAUACUUGAAUGCUGUUUUAUAAGAGACAACUCCUCAGGACAUAAGAAAUCAAACAAACGUAGUUCAAUUGCAAAUGGACUAAAACAAGGACCUUACAAUCUUAUGCCAGUGAUCAUCCUUGCAGUGAAAGAAAAGGCAGAAGAAAGAAAUAUGCACAUGAAACUGCUUCUGUGCCAUUUGAGCUUGGACACUUUUCAGAGAAAUAAUAUUAAGAAUUAUUCU